Closterium sp. NIES-65 is the source of this 2127-nucleotide messenger RNA. Lineage: Eukaryota; Viridiplantae; Streptophyta; Zygnematophyceae; Desmidiales; Closteriaceae. The record is from the annotation of a GenBank genome assembly.
AUGGGAGAGGCUUGGGAAAGGAAGGAGGAUGAGGAAAAGCUGCCAGGUGUCUGGCAUCAAGGGGCGAUGGGUGCUGUCCAAGGCUGUUGGAUACGAGUGAGUGGGGAGGCGUGUGAGAGGCUUGGGAGAGGCAUGGGAGAGGCAUGGGAGCAGCAUGGGAGUCGCAUGGGAGCAGCAUGGGAGUCGCAUGGGAGCAGCAUGGGAGUGGCAUGGGAAAGGCAUGGGAGCAGCAUGGGAGUCGCAUGGGAGCACAGCAUGGGAGUGGCAUGGGAGUGGCAUGGGAGCAGCAUGGGAGUGGCAUGGGAGCAGCAUGGGAGUGGCAUGGGAAAGGCAUUCAAAAGGCAUGAGGUUCUGGUGGCACUUCUACCCCGUGUGCACCCAAGGAGCCGAAACGACCUUCAGGGUGGGUGGCACAGCUGGUGGCGCUUCUACCCGUGUGCACCCAGUGAGCCGAAACGACCGGCAGGAUGGGUGGCACAGCUGGUGCAGUUCUCGCCUGCUCUAGUUUCACCCGAGUUGCCACCUGUCAGGUGCCUUUCUCUGUUGCUUUCCUUCCACCUGAGAUACCACCUGAGUUACCACCUGGUGCGGAAGGGCAUUCAGGAGAUCAACAUCGUGGGGGACUCGCACCAGCGCGUUCUGUCCUUUCACCUGAGAUAUCUCCUGUCAGGUGCAGUGCAGUUCUCGCCUGCUCUAGUUUCACCCGAGUUGCCACCUGUCAGGUGCCUUUCUCUGUUGCUUUCCUUCCACCUGAGAUACCACCUGAGUUACCACCUGGUGCGGAAGGGCAUUCAGGAGAUCAACAUCGUGGGGGACUCGCACCAGCGCGUUCUGUCCUUUCACCUGAGAUAUCUCCUGUCAGGUGCAGUGCAGUUCUCGCCUGCUCUAGUUUCACCCGAGUUGCCACCUGUCAGGUGCCUUUCUCUGUUGCUUUCCUUCCACCUGAGAUACCACCUGUCAGGUGUUUUCUCUCCGCUACUGUCAGGCUUUGCGGACGAGCGCAUGGUGCGGUCGCACGAGGACAUGAACUUCACUCUCGUCGGCUUCGCGGACGAGCGCAUGGUGCGGUCGCACGAGGACAUGAACUUCACAGUCACGGAUGAGCGCUCGAGCAAGGUUCUGCGAAUCAACUUCUACUGGGUGGACGGCAUCUACAGGAACCGCGAAUACGGCUGCUCGUUGAGAGGGCAGUACACGCACAACUACCACACCUUCCCCAACAUCUCCACAACAGCCAACGUGACAGUCAUAGAGGGCGGCUACUGGGCUGGCAAGUUGAGAGGGCAGUACACGCACAACUACCACACCUUCCCCAACAUCUUCACAACAGCCAACGUGACAGUCACAGAGGGCGGCUACUGGGCCGGCAAGUUGAGAGGGCAGUACACGCACAACUACCACACCUUCCCCAACAUCUCCACAACAGCCAACGUGACAGUCACAGAGGGCGGCUACUGGGCCGGCAAGUUGAGAGGCCAGUACACGCACAACUACCACACCUUCCCCAACAUCUCCACAACAGCCAACGUGACAGUCAUAGAGGGUGGCUACUGGGCCGGCAAGUUGAGAGGCCAGUACACGCACAACUACCACACCUUCCCCAACAUCUCCACCACAGCCAACGUCACAGUCAUAGAGGGCGGCUACUGGGCCGGCAAGUGGUGUGCCGAGCCGCUGCAAGCCCUCCGCGCCCGCCUCCCCGAGUUCUUCAUCUGGGCGCUCCUCGCCGCCCGGUCCAACCGCGCCCGCGUCGUCUUCCGAACGCCGCCGCCCGUCCCGAACGCCGGCUCGCAUUGCUUGGAUUAUGCGAUCAAGAGGGGUUUUGCGGGGCCCGCGACAAACCUGUACCUGGCUGCGGCCAAUCGGCAUGCACGCCAGCUGGCGGCAUCGGAGACGAGAGGCGCUGAGAUGGCGGUGUUUGAUUCGUGGGCCGUGGAGGCGCCGCGGUACGGCGACACCUGUCCCGGGGAUCAUCAUUACUCGUGCUUUUUGGGCGGGCAGAAGCGGACGAAGCCGGUUGUGAGGGGGGCGGUGGGAGAUGCAGUGGCGAGGACUUUCCUGCACUUUUUGCUGCACUCGCUGCGUAUGGAGGAUAGCAGCACAGCAGAAGAGCAAAAUAAUACCUGA